GUCAAAGGUCAUUUAAACAUAGAAUGGGUUAGAUGACACAAUUUCCACCAGAGAAUAUUUAUGCCCUUUGUUCCCAGUUUCUUCGUUCUUCUUCCCACAGUCCCACUGCCACUGAAUUCCGCCGUCGUCAACUCGUCGUCUGUCGACCUGCCAGGCUGCCACCACUCGGCCAUUGCCAUCCGAAUUCCGAUACAAAAUCAGAAGGUAUUGGUGUCUGCUUACUGUUGCUCAGUCUCAAACAACAUUCUUCUUCACCCAUAUUGGAGGCGUAUUCGUAUUGGGGUGCCAACAACAAGAAGAAGAAGAUAUAAUAACAAUAAUAAUAGGAGUCGUCUAACUUGUGAUGCUUCUCCUUCACCCUUACUGGAGCAGAUGCACCACCACCACACACAAUCUUUAUUUCUGUUGGCAGAUACAGAUGUUGGCUACUCAUUGGCCAGUUACUACACUUCCUUGGCUCUGUUUGUUAUCUCUGUGCCAGGCCUUUGGUCCCUCAUCAAGCGUUCUGUCAAAUCUAAGGUUGUGCAAAAGACCUUCAUAGGAGAAGGAGAUAAGAAGGCGCCUAGCCAGGUGGCCGGAGAAGUGCUUUCGUUUUUUACCCGAAAUAAUUUUGCAGUGUCAGACAGAGGAGAGACAAUAACAUUUGAAGGGAUGAUGGUACCAAGCCGUGGUCAAGCAGCAUUGCUUACUUUCUGCACGUGCAUAAGCCUUGCAAGUGUUGCCCUCGUUCUCACAAUAACUUACCCAGACGUAGGGAACAACUGGUUCUGGCUAACCAUAUUAAGUCCUCUAGCAGGAGUGUAUUAUUGGAGCAAGGCUUCACGAAAGGAGCAGAUUAAGGUGAGGAUGCUGGUGGGUGAAGACGGGACCCUAUCCGAAAUUAUUGUUCAAGGGGACGACCAACAGGUCGACCAAAUGAGGAAGGAGCUUCAACUCAGUGAAAAGGGGAUGGUCUAUGUGAAGGGUAUUUUUGAAAGAUAACAAACAACAUUAUUUGAUGUGUUUGAAAUUGUGUUGAAACUACUUAACCAGUCCCAAUACUACUUCAGCUAAUGCAGUCCCAAUACUACUUCAGCUAAUG
This is a messenger RNA of Striga asiatica, 1081 nucleotides long. The record is from the annotation of a GenBank genome assembly. Lineage: Eukaryota; Viridiplantae; Streptophyta; Magnoliopsida; Lamiales; Orobanchaceae.